UAUUUUGGGUAUUUCGACCCACGAUAGGCAUUUUUCUCCAACUUCAUCAACGCAGUGCCCAUCAGUGCCCCGUCGCUAGGAGAGGGUCUCCGGCACGUAAGCGAUCAUGGCAAAUAACAUGCAGCCGGGCGGAAGUGGACUCCGGCAAGUUGUGAACUUCGUCGAAGAAGCCUACGUUGACGACGGGACCUACAGCGAAUACACUGAUAUGAGUUGUGAAUACGCGCCAGCUUCGGGAACCGUCAUACAGACAUUAUCGCCUGUAAAGAUUGCUCAGGGGACCACGAGGCCGCUGAUACUCCGCGUUGUGAAGGAGGUUUCCGGAGCCGGCGAGAAGGAAGAGACACAGGAAGUAGUGCUGAAGCCCGUCAGCCAAGGUUUCGAGGGCACUUGCAGCCCGGAAAACGACGAGGAAGAAGUCGAAGAAGGUCUCAAUGAGGAGGACGCCCGAAAAGAGGCGUCGAAAAUCUCACAAGAACUUCUUAGCGGUCUUGUAGUUUACUAUGUCAGACCGAAUAGGGUACAGGAGAGCACGGAAGAGGAGAGCGAAGUGGUAAUCGGCGGGGAAAGCAUUGAGCCUGAACCGGUCUCAACCGCCGUCGGUGCCGAGAUCACCGAAGAAGACAAUGGGACCGACGAGAAAAAGACAAAAUAUGUAUGCCAUAUAUGCAAAUUGCAAUUCGACGCAGGAACGGAGCACCGGUACCACAUGCGAACUUUCCACAAUGCAACGGCAGCGAGACCGUGCCCUACCUGCUCGAAGCCGUUCUACAAUACGACGGAUUUGAGGAACCACGUCAUGGCUCACAGGGGCGUCAAGCCCUAUAGAUGUCACAUCUGCGGGCACGCAUUCACUGUCAAAUCAAAUCUGACAAACCACAUGCUCAGACAUGGACCUUUGGAUUUUGAAUGUCAGGUGUGCGGGAAGCGAUUGGCGCAACCUGCGAGCUUGAGGAAACACCUACGGUCACACGGUGGCAAUAAACCGUUCCCUUGCAAUCUAUGCGGGAAGCGUUUCCUUCAGAAAGGAGAUCUCACGCGACAUCAAUUGGUGCACAACGGCCAACGCGACUUCCAAUGUGACCUCUGCGAGAAGCAGUUUUCAUUGAAAGCUAAUCUUCAAACUCACAGGCGGAAAAUUCAUGGACACGACACACAAUGA
Molecule: messenger RNA, 1162 nt
Organism: Galendromus occidentalis (western predatory mite)
Lineage: Eukaryota; Metazoa; Arthropoda; Arachnida; Mesostigmata; Phytoseiidae
Product: zinc finger protein 391
Exons: 8
Coding region: 107-1162 (351 amino acids)
Source: RefSeq, a predicted model, not a curated record